UGAACAAACACGACUUUUGCCACCGGCGGAUGUUUUUGAGCAUUGGCUGUGUGCACACAUGCGUUGGAAUAUUCAAAUAUCCAUCAAUCAACCAAUUAGAGAGUAGUAAAUUCGAAAACAUAUGUUACGUCAUCCUGAAUUUAUAUAACGAACAACCCAGGCACAUAUUCUGUGAAGUUUGUACAAGAUGUCUAGGAACAAGGUUGGUGACGUUGAGCUCUCUGAGGCGACCAACGCUACGCAACAGGAGCGCUUUGAGAGUCGCAGCGACUUAACACCAGGAAAGACAAAGAAACCCUGCACGAGAAGCCCUGUCUUCAUCUCGGUUGUGACCGUCUUUUCUGUGCUCGCUGUAGGAGGAAUAGUGGUGGGAGUGCUCGUGGCGACUGGCGUCAUAAACACACAGACAUCUGGACCACCGUUGAUUCUUACAACAGAUGGGGCUUGGACCACCUGGGCAGAAUGGGGCGCUUGUGACGUCACAUGUGGGGGCGGUGUGCAGCGCAGGACCAGGACCUGCUCCAACCCUGCCCCGGAGGGUGACGGGAUGGACUGCGCCGGGAGAGACUCCCAGGUCCGGGCCUGCAGCGACUGGAACUGUCCUGAUUGCGACCGUGACUGUGCCGUCGGCAGCCUAAACGAUGCCUGCGACACCUGCAUCUGCGACAACAACGUGCUGAACGGCCGCGUGACGGACAGGAGAAACGUGCCCCUGAACAACGCCGAGGUCUUCUUCGCCGAGAAGCCGUGGGAGGCCGCCACCACGACCAACGCGACCGGCAGGUUCACCCUGGCCGGAGCCUGCUCGCAGGGUGUGGAAGUCAUGGUGAAGAGAAGCGGCUACUUUGACGAGUACGCUAACUCUACACAAGUGGACAGUCUGACAUCUUCCGUCAUCGUGAAGAUGAGGGUGAGAGAACCGCCGAUGAUGGACGAGAAUCCUGUAGGAAAAGUUCGGCAUGUCGGACAAGACGUGACGUUUUGCUGCAAAGCUCACGGCACACCGAUGCCCUCUUCAUACGAAUGGUUUAAGGAUGACAGGGUGUUGGACGAUGACGUGUACCAGUACAACGAGACCCUGACUCUGUACGACUUACAGACGGGAGACUCGGGAGUCUACAAGUGUCGGGCCAACGGUGACGCAGGCGCCAAGUACUCAACAGGAGCCCUUCUUACCGUGUAUGAUACCGGCACGCCCAUGUGUAACUCGACACCUACUACCAAGCUCAUCGACCUUCCCGACGACUGUGUCCAGCCCGACACCAACACGAACAAGUACGACAUCGGGGCCUGCAGCAGGGAGAAGUGUGCGGGAGAUCUGGGAGAGGACGACAAGGGUUGUCUGGACACCAGGAAGUUCUGCUGUAUGCCAACAGUGGUUAGUUCUCGUACAGUGCAGUGUAGUGGUUAUACUUUAGAUGUGAUAGCGACAACUGAAUGUGGGUGUGGGGCAUGUGUAGAGCUAACUAGAAAGGUUAAGGGUCGAGCUUUUGGUCUCAAAAACGGCACAGAAAUCGUGUUAAAUGGAGGUGAAGUCGCCAUGAGCGGGCAGAUGCAGGGCCACACAACUGCAUCAGGUGAAUUUGAACUUGUCGUGCCUUCCACAGUCGAUCAUGUGACUCUGACAUUUAAGGAUGGCUCAAAGAAAUUGGUCACUACUACUAAAGUGUUGCCGAUAGAAGAAGGCAUUGAGCCGUACUUUAGAGUCAGGAUGCAGGUACGGCCGCCAGCCGCCCCCCUUAACGCCUCCGAAACCAGUACAAUCAAUCUCGGCACCCUUCCAGACCAGCCCCCUCUCGCAGAGGUAGACAUCCCUCCUAACUCUUUCUUCACCGAGAGCGGUGAUCCCUACACAGGUACAGUUCAGGCUAGUGUGGGUUUUAUAGACCCCAGAAACCCUGACGACUUUGACGACAUUCAGAGCGAUCUGACCACAGUUGAUGAGGAGGGGACCCAACAAGCUUUGCGCACAUACGGCAUGUUUUCUAUGGACUUUGAAGAUGAUACAGGAAACCCUGUAGUUAUGGGAGGGAAGAUGUCAAUGCACAUAGAUCCGGCACAAAUCAACAUCAAUCCAGAUGAUGUUGACGAAAACGGAAACCUUAACACUAAACUGUGGUCCAUGAACCCCAGUUCUGGGGAGUGGGAGUUGGUGGGUAACCUGAGGACAGGGACGGCAUCAAGGAGGGGGAAGCGGGCACAGACGUUUUUCAUUGGCGAAUUUGAAUUUCGGGGAGAGCCAAUCAACUGUGACAAACGGGAGACAACUACUAGGAGAUGUUGGGUCAAAGUCAGGGUGUACAAAAAUGAAGAGGCAGCUAAGAGUGUAAAGGGUAGUGACCAAGAAAGAGGGGCACAGGUAACCGUAGUCACCGUAGAUACACCUGCAUAUACCUCAAGCUGGUGGGGGUCGAAUCGGGGUUUAAGUCGAUACCAGACCCUUACAGUGGGUUCUAACGGAGCGUGUGUUGAGACAUUCUGUGAGCCUAGUGGGAGGGAGUUUAACGCAUCCGUACUGGUUAGUCACGGAGGCAGCCAACUGAAAGCCUUGCAUGUCAGCGAUCAGCCUCAUCCCACAAAGUGGCCCAGUAACCUCCAUAACAGUGUUGAACAUAACGAUGAUUUCAGGAGCAUCUCGUUCGAUGUCUUCAAACCAACCACAGCCGAUGGUCCCAUCUAUAAGUAUGAGCACCGGUCUUUGUGUAAUGACGCACCAAUUGAGCAUAAUCACAUCGCUUUCUUCAACACAGAAUACGAACCCUACAUAUUCCCUCCUUACGUGUUCGAUGAGGCACAGUACAAUGAGCCCAUCAAUGCACUAUCCUGGUACAAUAGGGAAGACACUAACAAGACUGUCUGCUUCAUCAAAGUCAAAGUCCGCUUCAGCAACCCACACGGUAAAGUAGAAAUCCGCAUAAAAAGCGAAGGAGGGGGAGGUUAUCCUGGAAAUGCCGGUAAAGUGUACGGGAUUCGGGAUGAUGAGAUAGACUCCGGGGAUAGCAGGGAGGGGUUUGGCUGUCUGGAGUUCAAAUGUCCAGGUCCGGUUAUGACAAGUCCAGGGGACGGUAUGCCCUCCCGUCCUCUCCCUGGCAAUCCAGAGGACACGGUACUGCUGGCGGUAGUGGCUAAAAACACGAGGUGCUACUACCAGCGCAGUAACAAUCUCUAUAGAAAUGCCCGUAGCUAUCAGGACAGUAGAGCUGCAACAUAUUUUACAACAUAUCCCACCACAGAUACUACUCCUGAUUAUACCCCUGAUACUACUGAAACUCCCACCACUGAAACUACUCCCACGCCUGCUGCAGCUACAGCAGCCAGAUAUACCCCUGGGACAUGGCCAUGGUGGAUGACUGCCCCAGACCCUACAACAGAUUACUCUAACGGAACAAGCCCUGCCACAGGCAUACAGUUAGUCAGUUCAUCAGGUCGCAACCAAGUGAAGUUAAGGCUUCCCACAGGGACCGACUUCAGCGGCGCACCAGGCAUCUAUAUGAAACAGGGUGAGAAGCAGAUUGGGUACAAUGCAGCUCGCGAGUACUGCAUGAAGGGUUCAGAAUCCCCUGGUGCGCCAGACAGUGUGCUCAACUGGGGAGUAGAGUUCUACUGCUCUUUCUAGAUGACAUUUUGGAAUGAAAAGAUCUAGAUCCAUUGCAGGUUACUUAAAGUAGUUAAAGUCUUAUACAUGUAGCAUCAUACUAAGAGAAUGAUUUUGUAAUGCAAAUCUUUAAAAUGUUGAAAGCCUGUUUUCUUCAUGUUUAAAUAGUCCGAGACUUCACAUACUUUGGGUAUUGCAAGUUUGCAGAUAUUUGAUGUGGAGCUUAUCCUUAUAGUUGGUGCAUAAAAAACAGAUAUCAAGUGUGGUCCACUCUUCAAGGCAGGCCAUCUUUUGGCAGGUCUAUAUUGUCUUGAACUUCUACAAGUUUGCAUGUCAACAUAUACCUAUGACGUUAGCAGAUGUGAACUGAUCUAAGUUUGAUACAAAGUGUUUUAUGACAUCAUCUGUAUGCUCCUUUGUGAUCAUGAUCGUACCUGAGAGUUUUGCAAAGGCAUUAGUUGGUCGACUCCUGCUUUGUGUUGUAACUUUACAAAUGAUGUUCAGAUCUGCUGACAGAUGAUACUGUUGUCAUCCACUAUAAGAACAAUGGGACCUUUUGAUGCCAGAAUGUUGUUUGCACAAGAUGCACAAGAAAGUUGUUGUAUGCAACCUGACUUCUUUUUUUCUUUUAUUUUGUGCGUGGAAUUUAAUAAAGUUGCAACCGGCAAA
Messenger RNA from Branchiostoma floridae (Florida lancelet), 4264 nucleotides. RefSeq names its product cartilage intermediate layer protein 1-like. NCBI's taxonomy places the organism in Eukaryota, Metazoa, Chordata, Leptocardii, Amphioxiformes, Branchiostomatidae. The transcript is spliced from 7 exons. Bases 188 to 3616 code for a protein of 1142 amino acids. The record is from RefSeq and is a predicted model, not a curated record.